CGGGCCAGCGGGUCUUCUUGCAGGAAAAAGCGCCAACUUCUCUCGCACCGUCAGAGUAUUUAAACACUCGAGUAAAUGCUUGGAAUAACUGGGUAUUUAGGGGAAAUUUAUCAAACCUAAAAUUGGAAUGACUCGUUUAGCGGAGGGCGCUGUUGCGCUUCAGUAGCCGAGAAACGAAAACAACCCCGGGAGGAAAGAUGUCAGCUCCGCCAGGUGAGAGUGCUGGAGCGGCGCAGGGGAGUCCCGUGAAGAAGAACAGACUCUCUCUGAAGUUUUUCCAGAAGAAGGAAACGAAACGAGCUCUGGAUUUCUCUGAACCGCAGGCAGAGGAGCCCAAAACGGAACCACACGAGCCUGAGGCCAGCAGCUGUGAGCAGGUGGUUUAUGGUCCCUCUCCUUGUCCAACCUCACCUGCUCUUCCUGUCUCCUGUGAGAAGAAGGAGAACUUGGUGCCUUUUGUGGGCCUCAAAAACCUGGGUAACACCUGCUAUUUAAACAGCAUCCUACAGCCACAGUGUCAGCAGUCAGAUGGUGAGCCCAACGCUCUGCCGGCUCCCAUUGAACUUCUUGGGAGUUUUAACAUCCUGAUAACAUCAGUGGAGCAGCUGCAGUCCAACUACCUGCUCAAUCUUAAGAACUUCAGUGAAGGAGAGCUGGCCACGCCGCCUCGCAAAAUACUGAACACGCUCAGACAACUGAACCCCAUGUACGAAGGUCAUCUCCAGCAUGACGCUCAGGAGGUUCUCCAGUGCAUUCUGGGAUACAUCCAGGAGGCCUGUGACACCAUCAGGAAGGAGCAGGACUUAGAAAAGAAGUGUGACAACUUUCGAGAUGUUAAAACAGAAAACAUCGAUGCUGAGACUGAAUCCAAACCUACAGAUGAGGACGGCCAAGUCAGCGUCAAAAGGAAGAGUGACACCGAGGUGGGAAAYGCCAAGAAGAAACCCAAGUCUGCCAAGUCUAAAAAGUCUGACUCUCCAGAGGAAAACUUCUGUAGGAAUGCACCCGUCACUCGCUCUAAGAGAAAGUCCUCCAGCGACGUAACAGCAGAGAGCCCUCGGCAUGAAGUGAAAGUGGAGAAGAAACUGAAUAAGGAGGAAGAGAAUGAAGAAGAGGAGAAAACUGAGAAAGUGUCCAAGGAGAUGGAUAGGAAAAGAAAGAAGAGAGCUAAGCUGGGCUGGCUGAGAUCAUCUGGCAAACAGCCGAGUAUUUUCUCUAAGUUCUGCAGCGUGGGGAAGAUCAGCUCUGUAACUGUGAAGAGUCAGAACAAAGCAGAGCUGGAAAACAAUCUGACAGAUGAACCAAAGGAGAAGACUGGCCAAGAGAUGUCCACUCAAAACUGUGCUAAUGAGGAUAGCACUGAGAAACAUCAAGAAGUCUUGGGCUUGAUGGAAAAGGUGUUCCAGGGCCGACUGGUUCUSAGGACUCGCUGUCUGGAGUGUGAGAGCUUCACAGAGCGGAGAGAGGACUUCCAGGACAUCAGUGUCCCCGUGCUUGAUGACCAGCCCAGCAGUCCAGACGACCUCUCUGAGGUCUCUCCAGACCCCAAGCCGGAGUUGAAGUCUCUGAAGUGGGCCAUCGCUCAGUUCGCCUCAGUGGAGCGCAUCGUCGGAGAGGACAAGUACUUCUGUGAGACGUGCCAUCAUUACGCUGAAGCUGAACGAAGCYUGCUGUUUGACAAAACUCCUGAAGUYAUCACCAUUCACCUGAAGCGCUUCUCUGCCAGCAGCUUAGAGUUGGACCCGUAUGCAGGUCUCUGUAAAGUGAACACCCCCUUACAGACCCCUCUGACCUUGUCCUUGGAGGAGUGGUGCACAAAACCAUCGUCGGAUGAAGGCCAGCGGUAUCAGCUGUUUGCUGUGGUCAUGCACAGCGGCAUCACCAUAAGCAGCGGCCACUACACCACCUACGUCCGCAUGUCUGACCUGAAAGACGUGAAGCUCUGGCCGGAGGACAAAAAAGAACCUCAAGCCGACACAUGUCAGAGAGAAAGUAAAGAGGGAACGCAGAAAGACACAAGUCAGGACUACGACGACGGAGAAGUGUUUUUCAGCCUGAAUGCAAGAGGACAAAGGCGUGCAAGUUUGGCUAACGCUAAAUCGGGAAGCAAAAAGCUCUCCGAGGGUGGMGUCGGACUCCUGGGAGGACAGAGGAGCACGUCCAGUUGCAAGAUGGCAAACAGCAACAGCAAACAAGCCGAAACCACAAUUAAUCUGGUAUUACACGACUUUACAAUAACUCAGUAAAUGUUAUUUUUAAAUGUAUCAUUUUAAGUGGUUUUUAAACUAAUUUGUCCUCAUAGUUGAUUUGUUACAAGCCAUAACUUUGUACUAUAUAUAGCCUAAACAAAUACCUGGGAUUUUCAAAGGUUUUGGUAUUUUAGCU
Messenger RNA from Austrofundulus limnaeus, 2385 nucleotides. RefSeq names its product ubiquitin specific peptidase 1 (gene usp1). Gene Ontology annotation, molecular function: cysteine-type deubiquitinase activity; cysteine-type endopeptidase activity. NCBI's taxonomy places the organism in Eukaryota, Metazoa, Chordata, Actinopteri, Cyprinodontiformes, Rivulidae. Gene Ontology annotation, biological process: protein deubiquitination; regulation of DNA repair. The record is from RefSeq and is a predicted model, not a curated record. Gene Ontology annotation, cellular component: nucleus; cytosol.